AUGUGCCAAAUAUUUGUGUUUUUAUUAAAACUGUGUGUCUUUACCAUUGUCGUAAACGCUGAAAAUUCCCCGAAUGAUAUUGGCGAAGAAGGCAAAUGUCAAAUACCCAUUAAUCUGAAAGGUUAUGUGAUACGAUUACAUCCAAAAAAUACAACAUUAUCUGUUGGAGAUUGGGUUUCCGAAUACGACACAAUCCAUGUAACAUGCGUCAAUAAACAAGAAAGUGAUUCCCUAUUAUGUGAGAAUGGAACAUUUAUUCCUGAAUUUCCCAGAUGCUCAUUCUGCGAAAAACGUUUACUCAAUGGCCUCUCAACAAGAUAUUCAAAAAUAUUCAUAAACGGCACCCCAUUCGAUGUCAAUGAGUUUCCAUGGAAAAUACCUGCGGGUGCUGAAAUCGAUGUUUAUUGUGACAUUGGCUAUAAGCGAUCUGGUAAUAGCCCAAUGCAACAAAGGAUGCAAUGCCUUUCGAAUGGCACAUUCAAUGCCGUACGUGAGCCAUGUAUUCAGAACUGUGGUAAAUUAUCAACCGAUCGGAUAUAUUUUAAUCGCGAUGAAAUACCGAGAAGAAACAACAAAAUACCAUGGCAUGUGGCUAUCUUUAGAAAACAGAAGUUUGGACCAAACACAUACAUAUGUGGCGGAUACAUAGUCUCGCCUAGUAUAAUAAUAUCAGCUGCCCAAUGUUUUUGGGAUAAUCUUCAAAAUAGACAACAUCCUGUUAGUUAUUUUCAGUUUGUUGCCGGUAAACAAGAUAAGGAGUUUAGUUUAUCCAGAGAGGACUAUGAGCAGAUAAGAGAGGCAUCAGCCAUUGAAAUUUCCUAUCAGUAUUCUAGUUCGAAUUCACAAAAAAUAGCCGAUAUUGCAGUUGUUAAAUUAAAAUCUCCCUUGGACUACACACAGCAUAUAUCGGCCAUUUGCAUGGCAACAAGGACAAACAGUGCUUUAGAUUAUGUGCCUACGGGUCACAAAGGUUUUGUGCCUGGUUAUAGCCAAGAAUAUAAACAUGUGGAACAAGUUAGUAGUACUUCCAUAGAUCUCCAUCAAUGUCGACAAAGGCAGGAAUUGGCAAAUUUGGAACCUGAUAAAUUCUGCCUGACUACAGACGAUGAUGCAGGUGGCCACUUAUGUAGUGGAGAAAGUGGAAGUGGAUUCGCAUGGAAGCGUAAAGGCCAUCCUUACCAAUUGUUGGGCGUCAUAAGUUCCUCACAGUCACACACCGAUGCCUGCUCAUCGCAAGAUAGUCUAGUGCCCGCGGCUAAUGUGCUGUACAUGAAAGAUGAUCUAUUUUGGAAACUCAAUAAAACAUUGAGUGAAGAUCAAGCCUUGUUUUGAUGGGAACAAACUUCAAAAUAGUUUUAAUUGCAAUUUUAUAUAUGGGUUGCCCAAAAAGUAAUUGCGGAUUUUUUAAAAGAAAGUAAAUGCAUUUUUACUAAAACUUAGAAUGAACUUUAAUCAAAUAUACAUUUUUUACACUUUUUUUCUAAAGCAAGCUAAAAGUAACAGCUGAUAACUGACAGAAGAAAGAAUGCAAUUACAGAGUCACAAGGUGUGAAAAAAUUUGUCAACGCUGACUAUAUGAAAAAUCCGCAAUUACUUUUUGGGCAACACAAUAACACUGUGUGUGUGUGUGUGCAAAUAAAGGAC
Molecule: messenger RNA, 1644 nt
Organism: Stomoxys calcitrans (stable fly)
Lineage: Eukaryota; Metazoa; Arthropoda; Insecta; Diptera; Muscidae
Product: modular serine protease
Exons: 5
Coding region: 1-1332 (443 amino acids)
Biological process (GO): proteolysis
Molecular function (GO): serine-type endopeptidase activity
Source: RefSeq, a predicted model, not a curated record